AUGCCAUCCUCCCCACAAAGUCCCACCCGAAGUGAAGAUGGAAGUGAUGACGAUGACCUUCCUCAACAACAACAACAAACAUCACCACCGCUCGCUACACGUAAACCAAAAACUCCUCCAAUUGCCAUCCAUUCCAGCGCAGUAUCUUCUUCAUCCGCUGCUGGUAGUUUGAAGCCUUCUUCAUUAAAACAUCACUCGCCAACGCCUUCUUCUCAGAAAAAGACAGUGACUUUCACUCCGAUAGAGUCCAGUAUUCUUACAAAGAACUUGAAGGACCAAGAGAAUAAGAAAACAUCAAUUACAACGAGUUCUGUAAUGGUGGAUAUUGAGGAUGAUCCUCCAUCCACUAAAUAUUACCAAAUUGGUGAUGACGAUGACGACAAUACCAUCAAAGUACAAACAACUCCAACAUCAGCAACACAAAAUACAGCACAACCCAUUACUACUCCACGAAGUACCAAAUCAUCGUCCAAGAAAAACAAGAAGCCAAUAGUAUUUAAUCACACAGUUUUGACAUGGUUCAGAACACAGCGACAGUCAUUGAAACAGAGAAGAGCAAAUGCAACACCAGAGGAUAUGUUGUCGACAGGUCCUUUAACCAAGUUUUGGAAAUAUGGAAAAAUUCCUUGGAAAAUGAUGAUACAAAUUGCAUUGGUGAUACUAAUGACAGUUCAAGUUGUACUACUUUCACAACACAGAAAUUACUUUUUCAUUUCUUCUGAUGCUUCCUUUGCAACACAAUUUUUAAAAGAUGGAUUUGAAAAUUAUGAGCAAAGUCUCUACGGUUUUUAUACUUCGUAUUUUUAUAACGCACAAGAAGUAGUGGACGAUAUUUCAAAAACAGUUUCAACUUAUUACUCUUUUCCGCAAAAGAACGUCGAUAUUUGGGUUUUUCCAAGAGAUAUUCGUCAACGAGAUUUAAUCAAACCUAUUCGAAUUGAUAUCCAAUUGUUCAAAGACAAUCCAAGACUGUUUGGUACUGGUGACUAUGGAAGAGAGCCAUUCGUAGUUGAGAGUGAUAUUCUCACAAAACGAGAUCCUUUGGGGGUUGUGUUGAAGUCCUACCUUUCAAAUUCGACAAGAGACUUCUUUGAUAGAUUACAUGAAUUGACACUCACCAUCAACCUUGUGGGUCUUGAUCGAAGCAAUUUUGCUGUAAAUAAUUAUGCUGAAUGUGUUUUUUGGACAUUGAAAAAGAUUUAUAAAAACGGAGAAGGAGGAAGGUUGAUGGCUCAAUUACGACGUACUUAUGACGUGUGUCGAACUACUGAUCGAGCUCUCUACAUGGAGUAUUUCAAGCCUGCAAUUUGGAUGUCCAUGCUUAUAUUUAUGUUCAGCAUGGUAGCUUUGGUGUUAGAUAUCAAGGCUAUAUUUGCAAGAAUUAGACUAUUUAAAAAAAUUCGAGAUUUAGAAGUUAAAAAACAAGGCACCAAAAAUGAAUACAGCCAAAGUGGUAAUGCCAUAAAAAGAUUCUUCCAAAAAAUUGUUCAUUACCGCAUUAGCAAUCUGUCACUCUCAGAUAUUCCAAAGAUAUUGUCGUAUUGGGUAAUAUUUUCUAUUACCCAACAUUGUAUUAACAUUUUAACGUUUAUUCUUCAACUUGCAAUUCCCGGAAAAACAAUUGAAGUUUCCUUUUUUGUUGGGCUUGGUGCUUUGCUUACAUGGUCUUCCACCCUCAGAUUCUUUCAAUUUUCUCCCAAUUUUUAUAUGUUCAGUAAGGCUUUUGAACGAGGUUUACCUCAAGUGAUCAGAUUUAUUAUCACCACUCUACCUUUGUACUUUGGUUUUGCAUUGCUUGGAACAAUAAUGUUUGGAGAGUACUCAAAGUAUUUCUUUGACGUUAAUGAGGCUAUGGUCACCCUAUUUUCCUUAAUUUUCCAGGACAACAUGAGAGACACUUUUGACAGCGUAUUUGGAUAUCAAGGCUUCACAGCAUUCUUUUCAAGGUUGUAUAUUUACAUCUACACAACAAUAUUUAUUUGUGUGAUUGCCAACGUGUUUACGAGUAUCAUGGAAGACGCAUUCUUCUCUCUCAAGGAAAAUCAGGAAAAUCUUGAAGCACAAGUUAACAAGAACACCAACGACGAUGAAACAUCGUCAACCUCGAGCGGCGAAUCUGAUGUUUCCAUUAUUAAUGUUUCCAUUAAUGAUUUGUCUGAGGAUGCAGAGGAUGCUUAUCUACAGCAAGUCAUCAACAAGGAAGAAGAGAAGGAACAAAAAAUUCUAAGCACUAAGGAGCAAUAUUUCCCACAAGAUGAUUACGCCUCCUUGAAGUACAUUUUGGAGGAGGAAUCCAUCAAGGAUAAUGUCGAGCGUAUUGUGACCAUUGUCAAAGCAUUAUGUAAGAAUAAGAGUUUAUCAGAAGAGGAGGAACAAUUAUUGAAGGCCAUCGAAAACAAGGCUGCCUCAAUAUAUUCCAAGUCUAACAUUGUUCCUGGCUUAGAUGUGGAUCAAGAAGAGUUACAAGAACAUUCUGAUUUAUUGAAAACAAAAGAAGAUUAA
Naegleria lovaniensis is the source of this 2502-nucleotide messenger RNA. RefSeq lists its product as uncharacterized. The coding region runs from base 1 to 2502 and encodes 833 amino acids. The transcript is spliced from 9 exons. Lineage: Eukaryota; Heterolobosea; Eutetramitea; Acrasida; Naegleriidae. The record is from RefSeq and is a predicted model, not a curated record. Gene Ontology annotation, molecular function: NAADP-sensitive calcium-release channel activity. Gene Ontology annotation, cellular component: membrane.